Molecule: messenger RNA, 2212 nt
Organism: Colletotrichum scovillei
Lineage: Eukaryota; Fungi; Ascomycota; Sordariomycetes; Glomerellales; Glomerellaceae
Product: helix-loop-helix DNA-binding domain-containing protein
Exons: 2
Coding region: 676-1713 (345 amino acids)
Molecular function (GO): protein dimerization activity
Source: RefSeq, a predicted model, not a curated record
CCCCACAGCACCUCUCAUGUCAAUCAUCAGUCUUUCCCACCGUCGGAUCCGUCCGCCCGUACCAUUCACUCUACGCAGUAUUGUCGAGUCUACAGAGUACAGAGUCGAGUACUUUGGUCACAUUUCCUUUGGUCAACCACCCCGUGCUCGUAUGACGAGCCCGUCCAUCGCCAGUUUUGCUCGCCGUUCCAACCCGCGCCCGCCUUACCAUCACGCCCCCCAAUGAUCCAUCCCUCCAGGUCCACCCUACCCGCAUCCCAGCAUUCGGACCUCAACCCUGGCUCAUGGCCGAUUUUCUUGGCCAUUGACUCUCUUUACGCCUACGCAGCACCCAUGCUUCACCACGUCUUUUUUUUCAAUCGCCUUCUAGUAUAUAGCUUUGCCGUCCGUCUUGUUGUCUCCCCACCUGUCCACUCUCGAACCAUCAGCCUCAUCUAAAGUAACAUCAUACCUUACUUCGUAUCGUACCUUACCAAUAUCGUCUUCUCUCGCCAUCGGCAUCUCGACACACCUGCACUCACACACACACAUAUCUGAACACCGGCCCCUCGUCAACUCACUUCCCGAGUAACGCCACCAACACCUCGCAUCUUCAAUCAACGACAAUUCCUCCAGACCGGUCCAUCGUCAGAUCCAAACCCCUCACCUCCCACACCCCAGUCAACCUACCCCUCCAUGAAUCGCACCAUGGCCCAACAACAGACCUUUGACUAUUAUCAAGUACCUCCGAUGCCUCAAUCAAUGAGCCCCCCGGAGCUCUCCCCGCUCUCCUUCUACGACACCCAAGCCGACUUCAGCGCAGACUCGGCCCCGUCCCGCGGCUCCCCCGUCUCCCCCGUCUUCCCGACCUCCUCCUUCCAGCUCCCCACCGGCGGCGACUGGCCCGCCUACUUUGAGAAGCCCGCCCUCUCCCCGGACCUCGACGUCUUUUACGGCGAAUCCUUUGGCAGCCCAAUGUCCUUCCUCUCCCCCCAGAACCUCACCCUCAGCCCCAGCGCCAACCCGUCCGACCUCAUGUCCGACGCCGUCGCUUUCGGCCGCGAGGGCAUCAACGACACCCAGCCCCUCUUCCAGUCCCUCGACGCGCCCGCCCGCCCGCAGCCUCAACCUCAACCUCAAUCUCAAACCCAGCAGCCCGCAAAGUCGCCCCGUCUCGCCCGCACGACAUCCGCACCCUCCUCCCGCCCUCAACAACAACAGCCGCAACGCCAACAGCAACAGCAACAACCACAAACACAACAGCGAACCUCCCCGCGCACCAACGACCUCAAGCGCAAAUCCUCCGCCUCCUCCGCCUCCUCCCGCUCCGCCUCCCCCGAACCCCCCGCCCGCCGCACAAAACACUCCGGAGAACCCUCCAAGAACCCGCACAACAUGAUUGAAAAGCGCUACCGCGUCAACAUCAACGAGAAAAUCAUCGCCCUCCGCGACGCCGUCCCCUCGCUGCGCUGCGUCGUCCAGCACACCGAGAACCCGCACGCCGCCGCCGCCGCAGAGAGCGACGAGCCGAUCGACGUCGUCGAGGAACUGGGCGGGUUGAUGCCCGCGCGCAAGCUGAACAAGGCGACGAUCCUGAGCAAGGCGACCGAGUACAUUGCGCACCUGGAGAAGAAGAACUCGCAGCUGUGGAAGGAGAAUGAGGCGUUGGAGAAGAGGCUUGCGGAGGCGCAGCAGUGGCAGCGGGCGCAGGCCGAGGGACCUUUUUGGUCUUGAUGGUUGUGUCUUUUCCUUGCGCACAUUAUCGAACACGAAAAGCAAAGAAAGGGAUGGAGUGCAUCAUAGAAGGGUGUUUACAAAAACCGACCAUUGGGUAGAUGGAAAGAAGGGGGGAAAAGGCGCGAGGUUUUCCAGCAGUUGACAACUGUUUUGACGACUUUGAGGUGAAGAUUUUACAAGGGCGUUCUUUUACGGUACUUGGCGGGGAAACUCGUUGGGAAGAAAGGGGAAGAAACUCGAUUGUUUUUGAAAUGUAUACCACGGGGAUGAUUCCAUCAUCAAAGAAGGCAAGGCGUUUUACGGGUUGUUUGGAUAGGGACGUUUGAAGAGGGUAUUCAGGGGACGAGCCAAAGGGGACUAUUAUCUUGUAGGAAGAUACAGAGGUAUCGUCUAGGAAAGGUGACCUUGUGUUUACCGAAACUCUCCGCUUUCUUGCUUCGCAUGAAAGAUGCGAAUAAUGAAGAGAUAUUUUGAACUAUAAUACAUGCUCUGGGUG